Molecule: messenger RNA, 3331 nt
Organism: Beta vulgaris subsp. vulgaris (sugar beet)
Lineage: Eukaryota; Viridiplantae; Streptophyta; Magnoliopsida; Caryophyllales; Amaranthaceae
Product: AP-3 complex subunit delta
Exons: 1
Coding region: 189-3119 (976 amino acids)
Biological process (GO): protein targeting to vacuole; Golgi to vacuole transport
Cellular component (GO): membrane coat; AP-3 adaptor complex; endosome membrane
Source: RefSeq, a predicted model, not a curated record
AUGUCUGUUUUAUUGGGUCUGGGUUCCUUUUUGCAAAAAUCUGAACCCUGAAACCCACCGAUAAAAUACACAUCGAAAAUGGUAUAGUUGAUACCAGAUCAAAAUAGCUUUGUAUAGUCCGAAUGCUCUCUCAAUCAAAAGAUUUCAACACAGACACAGCAAAAUUGAGGUCUUGAAACACUUGAAGAAUGGCGAACUCCUCAAUAAUGGAGUCACUUUUCCAGCGCUCAUUAGAAGAUUUAAUCAAGGGAAUUCGGCUCCAUUCCCCAGAAUCUUCAACACCCAUUUCAACUUUUCUCUCAAAAGCCAUGGAAGAGAUUCGUCGAGAAAUCAAGUCAACUGACCCACAUACCAAAUCCGCUGCUCUUCUUAAACUUACAUACCUUCACUCUCUUUAUGGAUUUGACAUGUCUUGGGCUGCUUUUCAUGUUGUUGAAGUCAUCAGUUACCCGCAAUUUUCCCUCAAAAAAAUUGGAUAUUUAGCUGCCGUUGCUUCUUUCAACGAAUCCACUCAAGUGCUUCUUCUUGUUACGAAUCAAUUCAAGAAGGAUCUUUCGAGUCACAACGAUUUCGAGGUGAGCCUUGCACUUCAAUGUCUCUCAGUUAUUGGUACACCAGAUUUAUGUUGUGAUUUGUGCAAUGAUGUUUUUACAUUAUUGUCUAGUACUAGAAUUUAUGUUAAGAAGAAGGCAAUUGCGGUUUGUUUGAGACUUUUUAGCAAGUACCCAGAUGCUGUUAGGGUGUGCUUUAAGAGAUUAGUUGAUAAUUUGGAAAGUUCUGAUCAACCUCAGGCUGUUUCUUCAGUUGUUGGGGUGUUUUGUGAGCUUUCUUUGAGGGACCCAAAAGCUUAUUUGCCGUUAGCACCCGAGUUCUAUCAUAUUUUGCUUGAUUGUAAGAACAAUUGGGUGUUGAUUAAAGUGUUGAAGAUAUUCGCUAAGUUGGCAGUUGUAGAACCUAGAUUAGGAAAAAAGAUUGUUGGCCCGAUUUGUGAUAUUAUGCAGCGGACCAUGGCAAAGUCGUUGUUGUUUGAGUGUAUUCGAACUGUAGUUAAUAGUUUGAGUGAUCAUCAAUCUGCUGUCAAACUUGCUGCGUCGAAGAUUAGGGAAUUCUUGGCCGAGGAUGAUCCCAAUUUGAAGUACCUUGGUUUACAAGCACUCUCUGAUCUUGCUACAAAGCACUUGUGGGCCGUGUCAGACAACAAGGAUGUCGUGCUGAAGUCUCUUAGUGACGUGGAUCCUAAUAUCAAACUUGCUUCUCUGCGACUUCUCAUGACCAUGGUGUCAGAGGAUAAUGUGGCUGAAAUCACUAGAGUUUUGGUUAGUUAUGCCCUGAAGUCUGACCCUGAAUUCUGUAAUGAGAUCCUCAGAUCAAUACUGGUCACUUGUUCUAGGAACUAUUAUGAGAUUGUUUUGGAUUUUGAUUGGUAUGUAUCACUACUUGGUGAAAUGGCUAGAGUUCCACACUGUCAAACAGGGGAGCAAAUCGAGAGCCAGCUUGUUGAUAUUGGUAUGAGAGUAAAGGAUGCCAGACGGGAGCUGCUUAAGGUUGGCUGCAACCUAUUAACUGAUCCCGCUUUACUUGGUAACCCUUUCUUACACGGGAUACUGUCAGCUGCUGCUUGGGUUUCUGGUGAGUUUGUUGAGUUUUCAAAAAACCCAAUUGAAUUGAUUGAGGCUUUAUUGCAACCACGCACUAGUUUACUGCCACCUUCUGCAAGAGCUGUCUACAUUCACUCCACAUUUAAGGUUUUGGUGUUUUGCCUUCAGUCUUAUCUCUGGCAGCGAGAUGAAGUUGACGCUUCUUCCCUUGCCAAUGAUAUGACGUCUUUGCGAUUCAAUUUUAAAUGUGGACUGCAAUGCCCUGAAAACCGUGAUUUGUCAAUGUGUGGAACUAUUUCCAAUACGGGACAAGUGUUUGCGUCUCUUGUCAACGAUUCUGAUCGACCAAUUGGAGAUAAUGGUGAUGAUGGCAUUUUGCAAGAUCAGUGCUGUUUACUGAUGUCUGAAAAAGAAACUCCAACCAUAGACCCAGUUGUUAAGUUGUUAGAUCUGAUCGAAAAAGCUGUCGGACCGUUGUCAUGGAGCCACGAAGUUGAAGUACAAGAGCGGGCACGGAAUGUUCUUGGAGUUGUGCAGCUAGUAAAGCAAUAUGUCCUUUCUUGUUCUGGCCAGCAUGGCGAUGGAUCAGGGAAGAACAAACUUGAAGUCUCUGGAGUCACCACAUUCUUUGAUGAUCUUUUUGCAGAAGAGCUUGGUCCAGUCUCUGUAAAUGCUCAAGCUAGAGUUCAUAUACCUCAUGAUCUAACACUCAUGGAUAAUCUUGCUGAUUUGGACAUGAUUUAUAGCGACCUUCAGCUAAGUCCAGCGACUUCAUUUUCUCUUGGAAUAUCUCAUUGCAAAGAGAAAGAUGAUGAUAUCCUCUCCAAUGGGAUAGUUAAAGAAGAUUUAGAAACAUCAACUUCCGGAUCUCUUCUUUCUGAGCACCGCAAGAGACAUGGAUUAUAUUAUCUUCCUUCAGAGAAAGAUGAGACAGCAUCAAAUAAUUUUCCUCCUGCCAAUGAAAGUAAAUAUGUGGAGAAUCAGAGCAAUAAGAUGAAUGAUCUUGUGAAACUGACUGAGCAAUCGCUUACACUUAAGAAAAAGCCAAACCAUGUUAAGCCUCGGCCAGUGGUGGUUAAACUGGAUGAGAGUGAAAAUUUUAUACCCCCGAAUAAGUUAGAAUAUAAAGAGGACUUGCUUUCUGGUGCUGUGAGGGACGUUCUGCUAGGCAACACAGAAGUGUCUACUUCGUCAAAGUAUAGUGAAACUGGUAAGCCAUCUACUACAACGAAAGGGAAGGAAACACUUGGCAUUGAUGAUCCUUCUGAUCUGCUAGAUCAUUCUGUCGCUCUAGAUUCUGAGGUUAGUGAUCCGAGUUUGAGAAGAAGCAAGCAUAAAAAUCAUAGCAAGGAGAGACGACAUCGCAGCCAUGGUGAGAGUAGUAAAGGGUUAGAAGAAAGGAGUAAAAAGGAAAAGAAAAGGAGCAGUCAUCAUCGCCAUAGCAGACACAAAGAACAAGAGAAACAGGGUGAGUCCAAGAUUGCUUUACAAACACCACAAAUCCCAGAUUUCCUGCUAUAGUAGAAAACUUGAAUUGGAUGAUUUUUGUGUAUACCUUGCUUUCUGAAAUGAAAAAGUUUUCACUUAUCCGUUUUAAGGUUGAGGUGCAUCUUUGUGUUGAUAUUUUUUUUCAACUUUGGCAUGUAUUUAUCAUUCCAGGGUGUUUGUGUUAUUCCGUUGCUUCCUCAUGUGAUACAUGCACUUGUUUAUUCAUAAAGAAAAUUUUGAGUUAA